Paraglomus brasilianum is the source of this 888-nucleotide messenger RNA. Lineage: Eukaryota; Fungi; Glomeromycota; Glomeromycetes; Paraglomerales; Paraglomeraceae. The record is from the annotation of a GenBank genome assembly.
CCAGGAAGAGUUAUCCGAGACCGAAGAACCUCAAUCUUCCACUUCUCGCUAUGACAACUUACUUGACAACCUAAAUGCUGAGGAAACUUCUCGUCAAAAAAAGAAAAAAGACCGCGAACAAGCCUUAAAAAAACUAGAAGACCAAGAAAGACAGCGAAGAGAAACCAAAUUAUCAGAAAAAGACCAAAAAUUAAAAGAACGAGAAGAAAGACGGCAAAAAGAAAAAGAAUUAGCCGAAAAAGAAGAACAAAAAAGAGAAGAAGCGAGAUUAGCCCGUGAAAAAGCACUACAAGAAGAACAGGAUGCUUAUUUUGCCACUAAAACUAAAAAUCUCUCUGAACGAAAAAAAGCAGCUGAAUUAGCCUUAGAAAAUCAAAAAAAAGAAAAUGAACUCCAAGAGCAAAAAAGGCAGGAUGAAAUUGAGAAAAUGAAACAAGAAAACCAGGCCGAACAAGAAAGACUAGCCCAAGAAGCCAAAAAUAUUGAACUUAAAAAGGAGCAAGAAUUAGCCGCGAUUGCCUUAGAGGAUGAAGAAGAAAGACAAAGAAUUUUAAAAAGAGCCAACGAAGAAAAAAUAAGAAUCCAAAAAGAAAUUGACGAAAGAAAAAGAAAAGAUGAAGAAGAAUUAAAGAAAAAAGAAAACCAACUACUCAAAGAAAGAGAAGAACGCCAACAAGAAAUUGCCAAAAUGGAAGAAGAAAGAAAACUAGCCGAAAAAGCCGAAAUCGAAAACAAAGCCCUUUACGAACAAGAAAAGAAAUCCCGGCAAGACUUAGAAAGACAAAGAGCCAAUACUCUCAAAAUUACUGCUGAACGAAUGGAUGCCCAAAGACGAAGUGAAGCCAUACGGGACAACAAUGCUCGUUUAGCCUUAAAUAGUAUUCUGUG